AUGUGUGUCGUAUGGGACAAAGCUCGUCCUGUUGUCGCUCUCUCUGUCGCCCUCGUUCUGACGACAACUGCCCUCACCGUGGCCAACAUAGUGUCUCUCGCCGGGUUCGUGAGUACCAGCACCGGGAAUAUGCUGGAUUCUGAGGUCAUACCCACAUUCGGGGACAACUCGAUCGGCCUCGCGGCCGCGUUCUUGUCUCUAGCAAGCAACAUAUGUGCGACAUCACUAGUAGGAUUGAAGGCUUGGCUACUCAGGAAGGAGUUGGCAAGACGCGAGCCAUCGGCAAGUCGGCGCACGGUGGCCGAGCGCGUCAUGGAACUGCUCAUCGACUCAGGAGUGGCAUACACUGUGAUCUGGAUCCUGUAUCUACUGAGCUUCUUCUUCAACGUGACCACCUAUAGUCCUGUGCACGAAGACGAGCACUCCGCUGACGGACCCAUCACCGCAUCCGCUCAUCUGGAUGCCGCGAUGGCGCAGCUUACGACCAUAUACCCGCUGAUCAUUCUCCUCCUCAUCGCGAUCAACAAGGCGCAUCAUUCAGGCAAGCCACGCUUGAUGCGAGGGGAGCAAAACAGUACAUUCGUCAUGACGGUCAACAUCGACCCAGACGAGGAUGUCGAAAGCAACAAGAUGCUCGAUGAAGAGGUGGAGCGUGGUUGGCGAGACUCCAAGGGCUCAUGGUGA
This is a messenger RNA of Peniophora sp. CBMAI 1063, 684 nucleotides long. Lineage: Eukaryota; Fungi; Basidiomycota; Agaricomycetes; Russulales; Peniophoraceae. The record is from the annotation of a GenBank genome assembly.